This is a messenger RNA of Monodelphis domestica (gray short-tailed opossum), 5486 nucleotides long. Lineage: Eukaryota; Metazoa; Chordata; Mammalia; Didelphimorphia; Didelphidae. The record is from RefSeq and is a predicted model, not a curated record.
CCCACCCGCUAGUUUCGGUUUCUACCAAAUCUUGGUUCGAGUCCUUUCAUAGUGUCUUGAGUUCGAGUCUCAUCUCGACGCUACGAUAAAUGGGGUGUUGGAUACGGGAAGAGGCGCCCUUCCCUCCCAACACAUACUCCACCAAACCCUGCAGGUACUGGCCCCAGGUUCGAGUCCUAUUUUGGUUGUGGGGCCACAGUUUUAGGUUCAAGUCCUUCAGUGGGUUUGAGUCCCUCUCGUUGUGGUACGCCGGCGCACCGACUGAGGGACGCCUCACUCGAACGCUGGCACAUGGGAAAGCCCAAUCUUAACCUUAAUUUGUUUGGGCUAUUCCCCCGCCGCAGGAACACUAGCUCGGCUGACGGUCCCCUUGAAUUCUUUUUCACCACGCGUGGCCUUAUAUCUCUUACCUUCCUUUCUCUCCUUAUCUGCCUCCUCAUUUUUCUUACCACUUCCACUAAACAAGAAUGGGAAACUCUCAAAGCCAGCCUAUCAACCUGGUCCUCCAGCAUUUUGGGGAUUUUAAAAAGAGGGCGGCGGGCAUGGGAUUAAAAGUGAAGAAAGGGAAACUCCAAACCUUCCUUAACGUGGAAUGGCCCACAUUUGGAGUAGGCUGGCCCUUUGGGGGUACGUGGGAUAGAACCGUAAUUUCAGCCGUGAGGGCAAGGAUCCUCCUUCCUGGGAAGGAGGGGCACCCUGACCAAAUGCCAUACAUCCUCACAUGGCAAUCCCUAGCCCAAGAUCCUCCGCCUUGGCUCCAGCUCUACAUGGACCUGAUGCAAGCCUUGGCACUCACCCUAGACCAACGAGCCGCCGCCACCGCUGGGGGCAAACAGCUGGACCCCUCGGCACCCCCCGUCCUCCCAGCCCCUGAAGAGCCUCUAUUGGAUCUUCCCCUACCACCCCCCUAUAAUCCACCAGCCCCCCUUUAUCCCCAUCCCCCAGGGGAAGCUCAAGCACCAUCCCUGGGACCACCCUCUCCUCCCCCAGCCCACCGGACGAGGGGACGCACUCUCCCACAGGAGGAAGCUGUACAACCAUCCUCCACUGUGGCCCUCCCUGUCCGGGCGGUAGGGCCCAUGGUCCCGGGAGGACCGUUAAUGCACCAGUAUUGGCCUUUCACCUCCUCUGACUUAUAUAAUUGGAAACAUCAGAACCCCCCCUUUUCAGAACUUAUAGACCUCUUGGAGUCUGUCUUCUUAACCCACAGCCCCACUUGGGAUGACUGUCAGCAGCUCCUUUGCACCCUCUUUACCGGCGAGGAGCGCAACUGCAUCCUAGUAGAAGGGCGUAAGUUGAUUUUAGGAGAUGAUGGCUGCCCCACCACUGACAACGUGCGGCUUAAAGCAGCCUUCCCCUCUAACCAACCCGACUGGGACUUAUCCUCGGAACAAGGUAGGGAGCGUCUUCAGUCCUAUCGCCAGAAUCUCCUAGCGGGCCUCCGUGCAGCAGCACAGAAGCCUACUAAUUUGACUAAAAUUGGGGCAGUUAGACAAGGGCCAGAGGAGACCCCGGCAGCCUUUCUAGAACGGCUGCAGAAUGCCUUCCGGAUCUACUCCCCUAUGGAUCCCGCCGCCCCCGGCAAUCAAACCGCCAUUUUAUUAGCCUUUGUUAACCAGUCAGCUCCUGACAUCCGGAAAAAGCUACAAAGGGUAGAUGCCUUCACAGCACAAUCCCUGGAGGAGCUAAAGGUGGCAGAAAAGGUCUAUAACUCUAGGGAAACCCCCGAUGAGAGGGCGGAACGGCUUAGGGGACGGGACUCGGGCCCCCUCCCUGAGCCCUGGGUAACUGCUCGUAUUGAGGGGACUGCCGUUCCCUUACUAGUAGACACGGGGGCAGAACACUCAGUUCUCAAACAGACCUUCGGGGACGUAACCUCUAAGUUUUCCGUGGUUCAGGGGGUAGCCGGCUCCCGCCCAUACCCCUGGACCACUGAACGGACGGUGGACCUUGGCUCCCACACCGUUUCCCACUCCUUUCUGGUCAUCCCCGAUAGCCCUGCGCCCCUUCUGGGCCGGGACCUCCUACACAAACUCGGCGCCUGUAUAUGCUUCCACCAGGACUCGGUAUCGAUCACAGAUGCCGAAGGGACUCCCCUCACCAUCCUUACAAUGGCCCUCCAAGAUGAGCACCGCCUUUUCUCCGCCCCCAUCUCGAAAGACAUUCCUCCACACAUCAGACCCUGGGUAGAAGCCUACCCAGGAGUGUGGGCAGAGGUUUCAGGUGUGGGACUAGCAAUCCACCACGCCCCAGUAGUGAUCCCCCUGAAGGCCGGAUCCACGCCAGUGCGGGUUAAGCAGUAUCCCAUGCUGCUAGCAGCACGACAGGGCAUCCAACCACAUAUUGAGAGACUUAUGAAAGCCGGGAUACUAAUCCCCUGCAAGUCCCCAUGGAAUACCCCCCUCCUGCCAGUCAGGAAACCCGGAUCCGGGGACUACCGCCCAGUUCAGGACCUUCGGGAAGUUAACAAGCGAGUGGAGGACAUCCACCCCACUGUCCCCAAUCCCUACACUCUACUCAGCAAUCUACACCCCUCGCUCACAUGGUAUACCACUCUGGACUUAAAAGAUGCCUUUUUCACACUGCCCUUGGCCCCCGUAAGCCAACCCAUUUUUGCCUUUGAGUGGCGCUCGCUAACCUCCCAAGUCGUCUCACAGAUGACCUGGACCAGACUCCCCCAGGGACUGAAACUCAGCCCGACACUCUUCAGCGACGCACUAGCGCAUGAUCUGGAAGAAUUCCGCUCCAGCCAUCCAGACGUGACCCUCUUGCAGUACGUGGAUGACCUCAUCGCAUCACCGUCCGAAGAGCAAUGUAAAGAAGCCACUCGUGCGCUCUUACAGUGCCUCCAGGAUGCCGGAUACCGGGUCAGUGCCAAGAAAGCCCACAUAGCGCGGACUGAGGUAACGUUUCUGGGGUAUCGCCUCAAGGGGGGCUUCCGGUGGCUCACACCAGCAAUGACCUAAUCCAUCCUGGCAAUCCCCACCCCCUCCUCUCCGAGGAAAGUCCGGGAAUUCCUCGGCACGGUAGGGUAUUGCCGCCUAUGGGUUCCCGACUUUGCCACCAUAGCGAACCCCCUCUACCAGGCCGCUAGGGAGUCCAGAGAAUGGACCUGGACACCAGAAAUGGACUCCGCCUUUCGGAGACUCCGAACGGCCAUGCUGAAGGCACCAGCCUUAGCCUUACCCGACCCUGAGAAGCCCUUCCUCCUCUUUGUGGAUGAAAGGCAAGGGGUGGCCAAAGGAGUCCUCACCCAGAGGCUAGGACCAUGGGACAGGCCGGUCGCUUACUUGUCCAAAAAGAUGGACCCGGUUGCGUCAGGAUGGCCAGCGUGCCUCCGCAUAAUUGCGGCAGUUGCCUUACUGGUCAAAGACGCAGACAAGCUGACCCACGGCCAGGCACUGACGGUAGCCAUGACUCAUGCCAUAGAGACAGUCCUACGACAGCCUCUGGUCAGAUGGCUCUCCCAUUCCAGACUCACCCAUUAUCAGUCCCUGCUUCUCAAUGAACCCCAAAUCACCUUCAAGGUUACAACAGCCUUAAACCCAGCCACCCUGCUACCUUCGGGGGAGCAACCAAGCCUCCACUCCUGUCAGGAGAUAUUGGUGGAGGCGAUCUCGGCCAGGCCAGAUCUCAAGGACACGCCGCUACCCAACCCAGAACUUGUUUAUUUUACUGAUGGGAGCAGCUUCAUCACUCCUUCCGGGGCCAGGGUAGCAGGGGCAGCAGUAGUCAAUGAUGAAGGAACCGUUGUUUGGGCGGCCAAGCUCCCGGAAGGGACGUCAGCUCAGCGAGCCGAACUUCUCGCCUUAGAAGCAGCCUUACGGGCGGCGAGAGGGAAACGUGUAAACAUUUACACAGACAGCCGCUAUGCAUUUGCCACCUUGCACGUUCACGCCCCCAUUUACUGCGAGAGGGGAUACAUAACAUCCACCGGGAAGCCGAUAGCACACCUACAUUACAUCCAGGAACUGUUAGGGGCCAUAUGGGAACCCUGCCAGGUCUCCGUUAUACACACACCGGGCCACCAGAAGGGAGACUCCCACCCGGCGCUGGGAAAUAGAUGGGCGGAUGAGGCCGCCAGGAAGGCAGCAAUUCAAGCCCCAAUGCCCUCAGUCCUCACCCUUACCUCAUCCCCCGAUGACCUCCCGAUCCCGACCCCUCCCUCGGAACCGGCCCAGUACUCAAAGGAAGACCGGAUAUGGGUAGGAAAACAAGAGGGGGCAGCUCCGAGGGACCACGAGGCGUUCUCCCGGGACAAGGAGGGCAACCUCCUCUUGCCCCACUCAGAAGGCUGCCUGUUGGCUACCCACCUCCACUGCCUCACCCACUUAGGACACCGCAACCUCCGGGAGCUUCUAUGCAAGGGGCGGAUAAGGUUCCGCGGAAUGGACUCCUUCCUCGAGGAACUUGUCCUCAAGUGCACCACCUGUCAGCUUGUACAGCCUGGGAAACCAACCCCAGCCCCCGGAACCCGCCUGCGAGGAACGCGACCCUGCGAGCAUUGGGAGCUUGACUUCACAGAGGUAAAAUCAGGGAAAUUCGGGUACCGGUACCUCCUUGUCAUGAUCGACACCUUUACAGGAUGGCCAGAAGCCUUCCCUACAAAAACUGAAACCGCCCAGGUAGUGGCCAAACACUUCCUAGAAGACAUCAUCCCCAGGUACGGGUCACCCGCUUCCCUAGGAUCGGACAACGGCCCGGCCUUUGUCAGCCGAACCAUUCAGCUCUUAGCGAAAGGCUUGGGGGUAAAUUGGAAAUUGCAUUGUGAGUAUAGGCCCCAGAGUUCAGGGCAAGUGGAGAGAAUGAAUCGGACCCUAAAAGAGUUUCUUACUAAGCUCACCUGGGAGACUGGCCGGGACUGGGUGACCCUCCUUCCCCUUGCCCUUUUUAAAGCCUGUAAUACACCGGGCCCUCUAUCCCUCACCCCUUACGAAAUCCUUUAUGGCUCCCUACCCCCGAUACUCCCCUCCACACCGUCCCCCGAGAAGACCCCUCCCCACCUUCGAGAAUUUGUUCUCUCCCUGUCCCAGAUACAUACGGAUCUGUGGCCACGUCUUCGCGCCAGGUUCCAGCCGCCCCCUGCUGAACCACACAAACUCCAGCCGGGCGACUGGGUGCUGGUCAAGAGACAUCGGAAGGAAACUCUCCAGCCCAGGUGGAAGGGACCGUACGUGAUCUUGCUGACUACUCCCUCAGCUAUCAAGGUAGACGGGAUAGGCCCCUGGAUCCACCACUCGCACGCUAGACCGACCGCAGCACUGAACCCAGACUGGCAAGCCAAGAUCCACCCUCACAACCCCCUGAAGCUGACGCUUAGCCGAACCUAAUGGCUGGGAGGCUCCACCUCCUCCCGUUAACCCUAGCCCUCCUCCUCCGUAACAUUGCAUUCACCUCCCCAUCCCCGACGCAGUGCCCAGAGGGAUACACUCCCAUACGCAGUCGAGACCACGGCACAAGUUGCGCAACAUGGUGCAGCACCCAGA